AUGAAAACAAGUGAAACUCGAGUAAGAGAUAGUCAAGGCAUUUCUUUACCUAAACUAGUUUUGAAACCAACCACCAAAAAUUUACUUGACCCUAAAGCAGGAAAUAAUUCCGUCGAAUCUCAUAGUUAUGAUUUUUAUCUCGAUAAUGAAAAUGUAACUCCCGAGCCUCUCGAAAGUAUUGAAUAUAGCCGAAUAGAAAAUGAAGACUCGAGUUCAUACGCGUUAAAAGGAAAAAUGAAUUUCAUAAAAGAAAUGUCAAAUGUAAAAUCAGAAGAAUAUAGUAUAGAUUACUUUCUUCAUGGUUCGACAGAUGCGGCUAAAAGUUUACUUGAGGAAAUUUUUUCUCAACAUAAUCACAAUCAAAGUAGAAAAACUAUUUAUGAUUCUGGGCCAGAUAUGAUAAAUCAACAAGAAACUAUUGAAAUGGGCUAUGAAAUUGAAUUAUCCGAGAAAUUAAUUAUUAGUGAUGGCGAUUAUGAAAAAUUCUCACAAGAGAAAAGUAGAUACGCAGAAAUUGUAUUAGGGUCAAAAACUAUGGUCGAGUGCAGUACACAAACUGUUAAUACACUUAUGGAAAGAGACGACGAAGAAAGCCAAACCCAAUCAUUGUUAUCAAAUACAUCUGGGACACAAGUAUCUGUUUAUAAUUUAAUUUACGAAUACGACAAAGCAGAAGAAAUAGAACAAUCGAUCGAAAAAACACAAAUACUAUCAACUAUAUUGUCUGAUAUUCAUAUAAAACCUCAUAAAGAACCAUCUUUAAAUGCUGAGGCAUUUUCUAUUAGUGCUAUGAUAAUGGAGCGCACAUUAGCCAGUAAUGUAAUGGGACAACUUCAAUUGUUUUUGAAUGAAGAAUUUCCUCGAAGGCCUUCCACUAAUAAUUCGUUUGAUAAUUACAAACUUGUAUUGGUUUAUGAAUGUUUAUUGGAAAAAAAAAUAAACAAAAAUUCGUCACCUCGAUGUAUUGAUUGGAAUAUGGUCACAAAUCAUCUUUUAGCUGUCGGAUAUGGAAAGUUUUAUUAUCAUUUUCAAGAAACAUGUGGAGCUGUAGCAAUUUGGAGUAUCAAAAAUCCAAUAAACCCAGAAAGAUACUAUACAUUUAAUAAAUCGGUUACGUGUUUGAGAUUCUUUUUUGAAAAACCCAACUUUCUUGCAAUAGGAUUUUUUUGUGGAAACGUUUUAAUAAUAGACAUAUCUAGCGGGCCCUUGAAAAUUAUUUUCGAUAAAUCUGUUCAGUUCGCAGGAAUCGAUCCUAUUUUAGACUUGUGUUGGACUUACCGAGUCGGCAUUCAGUUAUCCGAUGUAACGGCUUCCGAAAGUUUAGUUACAUGUGACGGAAACGGAAGAGUAGCUAGUUAUUCAUACAUUCAUAAUUCUUUCGAAGAAAAAGAAUUGAUUCAAAUCGAUAAAAAUGAUAGCUACGAUGAUAAAAACGAUAGCUACAACGAUAGAAACGCUAACGAUUCUACGGAUGUAGAUAACAAAUUUAAAUUAGAAAGAUAUCAGAGCGCAACGAGAUUUAUGGAGUUUGACGAUAGAACGUACUUUGUGGGCACCAGUAGUGGUCAUAUCAAUAUAUGUUCUUAUCAUAGUUUUAGAAAUAAAUACAUUAAGAAAUUAAAAGCUCAUUUCGGGCCGAUUCUAUCAUUGGAAUGUUCGCCUCAUUGCAAAACAAUAUUUUUGUCUACCGGUAGAGAUUGUACCAUUAACGUUUGGGUUGGGUUUAAACUUUCCGAGCCAGUGCUAACUUUAGAUUGUCAAAGACAAGUUGAAAAGGCUAUUUGGAGUCCAGUUCAUUCUACAAUUAUUGCAUCUAUUGUCGGUAAGCAUUAA
This is a messenger RNA of Daktulosphaira vitifoliae (grape phylloxera), 1833 nucleotides long. Its product is annotated as dynein axonemal intermediate chain 4-like. Gene Ontology annotation, biological process: cilium movement. Gene Ontology annotation, molecular function: dynein light chain binding; dynein heavy chain binding. The coding region runs from base 1 to 1833 and encodes 610 amino acids. The transcript has 4 exons. Gene Ontology annotation, cellular component: axonemal dynein complex. Lineage: Eukaryota; Metazoa; Arthropoda; Insecta; Hemiptera; Phylloxeridae. The record is from RefSeq and is a predicted model, not a curated record.